AUGUGGGGGGAAUUGUACGCCGGCGCGUGUGCGGACUCCGGCGUGGCGCCGCGAAAAGAAAUCCUCGCGCUGGAGGGCGGCGCGGUGCAUUUGUGCGGCAACACGUUUGACCGCCACAACCAACGCCUCACGGACGACGAGGUGGUGGCCCUCGCGGCGACGUGCGCGCGGCUGCCGCUGGUGGCGGAGCUGCACCUCGGCUACAACAAGGUGUCGUCGCGCGGGGCCGCGGCGCUCGCUGACGCCAUGCAAGGCGGCUUCCGCAGUCUGCAGUGCCUGGACCUGUCGCACAACGCCGUCGAUGCGGAGGGCGCCAACGUCAUCGCCGCCGCCGCCGCCACGCACCCGAGUCUCAGCACGCUUCUGCUGCGCGGCAACCCCAUUGGCGGCGGCGGCGGCCCGCUCAUGGAGAAGCUGCUGCGGAGUGACGAGGGUGGCGGCAGCGGCGUCCUUGCUACGCUGGAUUUGGAGAACACGGAGCAGGACAUGAAGUCGCUUGUGCACAUCGCGCGGGGGUUGGCGCGGAACUCGACGCUGACGACCCUCAAUUUGGGGCGGCCGCUAAUGAGCAAUCCGGACGACGUCGCGUGCGUGGCGCGCCACCUCGCACUCGCACUGACGGGGAACACGACGCUGCGAAGUUUGGGACUGGGCCACUUCAACCUCACCGACGAGGACCUCAGCCUGCUCCUCUCGCCCCUCGGCAACUCGGCUGUCGUCUGCCUCUCGCUGAGAGGCAACAAACUCUCUCAGGAGUCCGGCGCGACGCUGGCGAAGCUGCUGACGCUGCGGCCGGACUUCGUCUCCCUGGACGUGACCGCCAACCGGCUGCGCGAUGUGGGCGCCGCGUCACUUGCGGCGGCCGUCGCGCUGCACCCCGGCCUGCGUGCGCUGCACAUUGCCAGCAACACCAUUGGCGGGCGCGGCAUCUCCGCCAUUGCGAAGGCCGUGGAGACGAACACUUCCCUCGCGUCCCUGCGCCUCUGGGGAAAUGACUUCUCCGACGCGUCGGUGGCCGAGUUGUACGCUCUCCGCGAGAAGAUCGAGUCCCUACAGGAGAAGGACUUUAGCUUUUAUGUUGUGGAUGACCGCCCGAUGCUGGCGCGUGAAUGA
Messenger RNA from Trypanosoma rangeli, 1113 nucleotides. RefSeq names its product leucine richcontaining 34. The record is from RefSeq and is a predicted model, not a curated record. Gene Ontology annotation, molecular function: protein binding. Lineage: Eukaryota; Euglenozoa; Kinetoplastea; Trypanosomatida; Trypanosomatidae. The transcript has a single exon. Bases 1 to 1113 code for a protein of 370 amino acids.